UCCACCUUGCUUCCUUCUGCUAUAUACGAGUUUGUUCUCUUCUUUCUCGCGCCGCUCUGCCUCUCUGCCCUCCGCGGACGCCGCCAUUGCCGUCGAUCAGCCGGGUCAACAGCUCUGCCUACUCUCUCCGCCGCCGUCACCGCGGCAGCUUUGCCUGUCGAAUUCAGUACGCGGUUUGUUGCUCGUCUAGUCGUCUUCCACCUCCCAAUCCGUAGUGCCGUUUCCAGGAGCAACCGAGAGGCCGCGCACGUGCCCGGGCGGUGCGACCGUGUGGUGCGCCAGGCCUGGACUCUGCUGUAGGCCAGCGGACGCCGACUUCCGCCCAGAUAUUUCAUUAGUUUACCUUCUCUGAACGCAUUGGUAUCCGGUGGUAUUUGGCACUCCUAUAAAAACUUGGGAAGGCGAGGGGUCGAUCCCGAGGGAAGGAGCCGCUCUCUACUUUACCAACACGAACGUAACCGCCCAGAGGCCCAGACCUCAUAUAUCCGCCGAGGACAGGGCCACAGGGGCCGAGAGGAGAGCAGAGAACGAGACGAGCAAUGGAGCAUCGCGUCCCAUCGUCGCCGCUCCUGCCCUGCAUCCUGCUGCUGCUCUCGCUCUUCUCAGUGGGCACAGUGUCGGCGCAGCAAAAGUUCGGCAUCAACUACGGGCAGAUCGCCAACAACCUGCCGGACCCCACGCAGGUGGCGAGCCUGCUCCGGUCCAUGAACGUGAACCGGGUGAAGCUCUACGACGCGGACCCCAAGGUGCUGACGGCGUUCGCCAACACGGGCGUGGAGUUCAUCAUCUCGGUGGGCAACGAGAACCUGCAGACCAUGGCGACCAGCCCCGGCGCGGCGCGGCAGUGGGUGGCGCAGCACGUGCAGCCCUUCAUCCCGGCCACCCGCAUCACCGGCAUCAUCGUCGGCAACGAGGUGCUGGGCAACAACGACACGGCCAUGGCGGCCAGCCUCGUGCCCGCCAUGCAGGCCGUCUACGACGCGCUCGCCGCGCUCGGGCUGAGCGGCCGGGUGACGGUCUCGUCGGCGCACUCGGUGAACGUGCUCGCCAGCAGCUUCCCGCCGUCGUCCGGCGCGUUCCAGGAGGGCGUGGCGCAGUACGUGAGGCCGCUGCUGGACUUCCACAGCAAGACGGGCUCCCCCUUCCUCAUCAACGCGUACCCAUUCUUCGCCUACAAGGGGAGCCCGGCGAGCGUGUCGCUGCCGUACGUGCUGUUCCAGCCCAACGCCGGCGUGCGCGACGGCGGCCUGGUGUACGACAACAUGCUGUACGCGCAGAUCGACGCGGUGUACGCGGCCAUGAAGGCCAUGGGGCACACGGACAUCGGCGUGCGGGUGUCGGAGACGGGGUGGCCGUCGAAAGGGGACGAGGACGAGGUGGGCGCCACCGCGCAGAACGCGGCGGCGUACAACGGCAACCUCAUGCAGCGGAUCGCCAUGGGCCAGGGCACGCCGCUCAAGCCCAGCGUGCCCAUCGACGUGUUCGUGUUCGCGCUCUUCAACGAGAACAUGAAGCCCGGGCCGGCGUCAGAAAGAAACUACGGGCUGUUCUACCCCAACGGCUCCCCGGUGUACGCGAUCAACGCCGGCACCGCCGGGUCCGGCGACGGCGGGGGGUCGUCGGUGGGGAGGUUCGACCCGUACUCGUCGCAGUCCAUGUUCUCGGCCGCGUCCAGAUUGGUGGCGGUAAGAAGAAGAUUAUCUUCUUUGACGCUACUGCUGGUAUUGCCCGUGCUGUCAGCAUUGUUGGCAUGCUGAUUGAUUAAAGUAAACUAGUAGUGAUUCAUCACCAUUCAUUGUAUACGGAAGCAUGUUGUAAAUCAGUUAUGGGGCAGGCCGAGAUUCGGAAA
Molecule: messenger RNA, 1849 nt
Organism: Aegilops tauschii subsp. strangulata
Lineage: Eukaryota; Viridiplantae; Streptophyta; Magnoliopsida; Poales; Poaceae
Product: glucan endo-1,3-beta-glucosidase 14
Biological process (GO): carbohydrate metabolic process
Molecular function (GO): hydrolase activity, hydrolyzing O-glycosyl compounds
Source: RefSeq, a predicted model, not a curated record